UAUCAGUUUGCUCUCUGUAUUUAUAGAAAUACAAUCUCUACUGCCUGGAUUCUCUGCAAAGCUGAAUUGGACUUCAGAAGAAGCCAGCUAUUCUCAGGACAUAUCAGGGGUAAUACCCUUCCAGGUGAUUUUUGAGGUUGAUGAAAAGCCCAGAACUUUGAUGACAGAUAGUUUGGUGAUAAAGAACUUUUUACGUAAAAUCAUCAUGGUACACCCUAAGAUUAGAUUUAAUUUCAGUGUAAAGGUGAAUGGGAUCCUUUCCUUGGAAAUCUUUGGGACAAAGAAUGAACCCACUUUGAACCUGUCGAAUGGAAUUGCUCUUGUUAUAAACUAUCAGCAUUAUGUGAGUAAACCAAAAUUUGGUGCAGCUGAAGUACUCUGCACCCGAAUUCAUCCUGUGCUAGGACAUCCAGUAAUGCUUUUCAUCCCUGAUGACGUGGCUGGCAUGGGCUUGUUGGGAGAACUGAUACUGACUCCAGCUGCUGCUCUGUGUCCCUGCCCAAAGGUCUUUUCCAACCAGCUGAAUAGCAUUUCUUCAGUUUCCAUAUUUCUAUAUGGACCUUCAGGCCUGCCUCUGAUAUUGCCAAGUCAGGAGCAGCCAACUACUACUGUCUUCGGAGAUACCUCUUUCUUCAUUGACUGGAAGAAAUACCACUUGUGUAUGGUGCCCAAUUUGGACCUCAGUUUGGAUAGAGGACAGAACCAGGAUCCACAUGAAGAUUUGGUGCUUCCAGAUGUGAGUUAUCAGGUGGAAUCCAGUGAGGGGAAUCAGUCUCAGAAUAUGGACUCCCAGGGACAAACUCUGCUGCUUUUUCUCUUUGUGGAUUUCCACAGCGGAUUUCCAGUCCAGCGAACAGAACUCUGGAGAGCCCACACUUUGCUCACUGUUCAUCUCAGUGCCAUCCUCACGGAGAGCCACAGUGUAGUGCAAGAUUCCAUCCAGGUCACCGUGGACCAGGCCUUGGAACAGUAUCACCAGGCUGCCAAGGAUCAUCAGAAAUUGCAGGCCUCACUCUCAGUGGCAGUGAAUUCCAUCAUGAGUAUCGUGACUGGAAGCACCAGCAGUAGCUUCCGAAAGAUCUGCUUCCAGGCUCUUCGAGCAGCUGACACUCAAGAGUUUGGGACUAAACUGCAUACAUCAUUUCAUGAGAUCGUCCAGCACCGAUUUCUUCCCCACUGCUCACGUGAGGUGAAACAGCAGCUCCUCCCAGAAAAAAAUGCAGAGCAGAGCACAGAGGAUGCACAUGAGAACAGCAGUCCAGAGCUCCCUGCAGGAACCAGAGAGCAAGUGGAAAACAAGAGGCUCAAGAGAGACGGUCUCCGGCGGGGCAAGGAGGAGACGCAGGCUUUCCACUCUGCCAGGGCCCCGAGCCAAUCAGAGGCCGCCGCACGCUGCACAGAACCUACAGGGGGCUCCCCGACCCCUAGCCGGAGCAGCGCGAGCCCCCGGGACGGCCUGGAGGACUCGCUGUGGCUGCAGGAGGUCUCCAAUCUAUCCGAGUGGCUGAAUCCUGGCCCUGAGCCCUAAACUACGCGUGCCCUCCCCACGCGUCCACUGCUUCCCGCAGCUGCUGCGGCCGCGUGCUGUCUGUUGUUCAAUAAACCUGCUCCUCUCGCGCA
Molecule: messenger RNA, 1620 nt
Organism: Hyaena hyaena (striped hyena)
Lineage: Eukaryota; Metazoa; Chordata; Mammalia; Carnivora; Hyaenidae
Gene: TOP6BL
Product: chromosome unknown C11orf80 homolog
Exons: 15
Coding region: 161-1528 (455 amino acids)
Biological process (GO): meiotic DNA double-strand break formation; reciprocal meiotic recombination
Source: RefSeq, a predicted model, not a curated record